UUCAUUCAAAUCCACUGCCUGUGCUAUAAAAAGGGAAGUUACAAGUAGAGCGCAACUUUAGCAAAGGAUCGUAGCGCAAGAGUAACGCGGUCUGUCUGAAGUUUUAGAAGCUAUAGCCUAAAGAUAUUAGCCGGUCUGCGAUUAUUAGUCGGCAUGAAUACGGUCAAGGCUAUGAAAAAUGCAAUUGUCUGUCUUAUUUUACUGCCUCGCUUCUUCUUGGCAGCGAUAAUGCUGUGGUUUCUCGAUUUUCAUUGCGUAAGAAAGAGGGUCUUCCCCAAAAUGAAGGAACAAGAAGGAAAUAUUGUCGACCCCCCAGUAUGUAUUUCCGAGUCUAAUCGAAUGUUCAGCUGGGAGUCAAUCAAAGCCGUUUGGCAUGGCCAUAAACUGGACUUCUUAAAAUCGGCGCACCUUGGAUAUGUAGCGCCCAACACUGAAGUUGUGCAGCUCCGCGACCAGAGAUGCAACCGGAUUCUUGACUAUGCCAAAGAGAAGAGACCGCUCAUUCUAAACUUUGGCAGCUGCACCUGACCACCGUUCAUGACACGCUUGAAGGCGUUCCAGCGUGUUGUGCAGCAAUACGCUGAUAUCUCAGACUCUGUCGUUGUGUACAUAGAGGAAGCGCACCCGUCGGACGGAUGGAUGAGCUCUGACGCUCCCUACCAAAUUCCCAAACACCGCUGUCUCGAGGAUAGACUCAGUGCCGCUCAAAUAAUGAACCGUGAGGUCCCUGGGUGCCUUGUUGUCGCAGACAGCAUGGAUAACUCGUCCAACGCCGCAUAUGGAGCUUAUUUCGAUAGACUUUACAUACUUCAAGACGGAAAGAUUGUCUACCAAGGAGGUAGAGGGCCGGAGGGAUACCGCAUCUCUGAGCUGAGAGACUGGCUAGAUCAAUACAGACAAAGUGUUGGAAAUUCAAGAAAUGUCGUUAUUCAUGUCUAGAGUUUUAUAACAUUUUAGGCGUCACCAUUAAAUAAGUUAUGUCUCUACACAUUUCAUACACUGCAACUUUUCAAGAGUUGCGGCUCCAAUAACGUGUCACAUGGACACACAAGCAUUUUCACUUGUGUUGUUUACUAGUGAUGUAUGUGUAGGCCUAUCCCAAAGGUUGCAGAAUUGCCUGUUUUAGUUCUAGUUAUUAUUUUGACCGUGGACAUCUCAACAUAUUACGUCUAUAGACGAUCGCCUGCAAGGGUUUAUUUGUUCUGUGUUCCCAUAUUGGUCAUGUUCUCUUUAUGCGAAUGUUUGUGUGGAAAGUGUGAGUAAAGUAGGGUUUGCCAUGACCAAUUUAUUGCCAGUAUUUUUGUGAAGUUCGGUUUUUAAAAGGUACCUCACCAGAAAACCGAUACUGAUGUUUUAAUGCUGAAGAUAAUGAUUGUGUGCAAUAACUUUUUACUUGUAUUUUUGGUUUUGUAAAUAUGGUUAACUUUUUAUGGAGAUACUUUUAUAAUAAAAUGUCUUAUUCUAUACUCUGGAAAAUAA
This is a messenger RNA of Oncorhynchus masou masou (cherry salmon), 1479 nucleotides long. It is a transcript of the gene dio3a, whose product is annotated as iodothyronine deiodinase 3a. NCBI's taxonomy places the organism in Eukaryota, Metazoa, Chordata, Actinopteri, Salmoniformes, Salmonidae. The record is from RefSeq and is a predicted model, not a curated record. Gene Ontology annotation, biological process: thyroid hormone metabolic process. Gene Ontology annotation, molecular function: thyroxine 5'-deiodinase activity. The transcript has a single exon.